Molecule: messenger RNA, 923 nt
Organism: Tripterygium wilfordii
Lineage: Eukaryota; Viridiplantae; Streptophyta; Magnoliopsida; Celastrales; Celastraceae
Product: nitrogen regulatory protein P-II homolog
Exons: 8
Coding region: 78-668 (196 amino acids)
Biological process (GO): regulation of nitrogen utilization
Cellular component (GO): chloroplast thylakoid; cytosol
Molecular function (GO): ATP binding; enzyme regulator activity
Source: RefSeq, a predicted model, not a curated record
GAGGCUGGUCAGUCUCAACUCUCAACUCUCAACUGCUCUGAUUCUUCCACAUUCAAGACAUUCAACAAGGAACGAUCAUGGCUGCUAUGGCGAAAGCAGGCGUACUCACUCCUCUCCAUUCCAACCUCAGAGAGCUUCCUUCUCUUGAAUCCGCUUCGAUGCGCCUCAAGUUCGGAGGUAGUCGGUUCUCUCGGCUCAACGUUGCGACUCUUAAGCAAGCCAGAAGUUCGUCUCCUCUUCCUGUAAUUAGAGCCCAAAGCUCUCCUGAUUAUGUUCCGGAUGUCAAAUUUUACAAAGUGGAGGCAAUUCUCAGGCCCUGGCGAGUCCCACAAGUUUCAUCUGCUCUGUUGAAAAUGGGUAUUCGAGGUGUUACAGUUUCUGAUGUUCGAGGAUUUGGUGCUCAAGGAGGUUCCACUGAGAGGCAGGCUGGAUCGGAAUUUUCUGAAGACAAGUUUGUUGCUAAAGUAAAGAUGGAGAUUGUAGUGAGCAAAGACCAGGUUGAAGCUGUGAUAGAAAAAAUCGUUGACGAGGCAAGGACUGGGGAGAUUGGUGAUGGAAAGAUAUUUUUGGUGCCUGUUUCAGAUGUAAUAAGAGUUCGCACGGGUGAACGUGGAGAAGAAGCCGAGAGGAUGACAGGUGGGAGAUCAGAGCUGAGCUCUGCAACAUGAAGUGUUCGUGUUGCAGAACUAUGGGCAUCGCAAUCGUCAACUACACCUCUUUCAUUUCUAGUUAGGACCUGCACCCAAUAUCCCAUCUUGUUUUUUUUCAUGGAACUUAUUUCCUGCAGAUCUUAGAAGGUUUCGAUACUAAUGCUAUCAUUCUCAUAGAUCAUGUUAGGAAGAGAGUUUAUGGUAUCUUCAUCCUGCUGCAAGGCAAGAUACAUUAAUAAUAAUGACAAUGAAAAUCCACUCUCUGUUGCUUCA